AUGUCUAGUGGUGCGUCCGGCUUUCCCUACAGCUCCUUCUUCCACUCGAUUGAUGAGACCUCAACCAUCGGCCCUUUGAUCCCGGGUAUUGGCGAGGUGGACAAUGCCAAGAUUAUGUUGAAAAGUGUCCCUCAUUGGAAUACCUUUCUGGAGAAGGUGGGGAUGAAGGUGUAUUUACAACAAAUCCUUCCUAUGACCGAAGACUUUGGCUCAUUCACCCUUGUCUGGUAUCUUAUGCAGCUGAUCCAGUCCUCCAAAGGCUCGGAAGACCAGGAAAACGAUCUUGACUUCUCACCCGCUAUAACGAGACAGAGGGCCCGGUUGAAUAAGCGCCUUCAGCCAGGCUCAGAUGUCUUCACGGAGUCACCAACGCGUGGAAUGACUAAUUUGACAAAGGAGUUUCUGGAGAUCGGUCUUGGAGGUGCCCAAAGCGAUGCACUGACGGAGGAAGCAGAGAAAUGGCAGCUGUACGACCCCCAGUCUCCGCCUGAUGAUCUGAAGAAGGAUCCGAACUUCGCACCUCAGAUCUCGUUUCCUCCUGUAUCGGAUGAGAACACAGUAAAUGCAUUUCUGAUUUUAUUGCCCUCCGCUGUGACCCUCUCUAUUCCAGGGGUCAAGGCAUAUUGGUCUCUCGAACGUAAGAGAUAUACCGUGGGUGUAGAUGAUGACACCGAAUUAUAUACGGCUCGAACCGAUGGGCAUCUGGCAAUACCAAACCAAGAUUACUCGAAAAUAAUAGUGGAAGUGAAACCAAUGAUGCGCAAAGCUUCAGCGAGAGUCCGAAUGCAGGAGACCGCACAAAUGGUGGCAUGGAUACACAAAGAACCCGACGUUAUAAACCUCGAAAAUAAUGAUCAGAAGCCACAGGAUAUAUGGUUCCGCCGUAUGAUGCUAUGUUGUGAUCGGCAUGAAGUGUACCUGGUUUUCGCCGGUUACAACGCUGACUACAUUGACUAUGUCAGAAACUCUAAGCGCGAUUCAAGUUGUGACUCUUUUCUAAGGAUGUCCGAGUUUGGCCCAUGGGAUAUUCGAAACCGUGAUGACAUGGAGGCAAUUGCCGCAAUUAUAUUGGCCGUGACUUUGCAGAUGGGGAACGAUCAGCCACUUACAAGUCCUGAUGCCAGUAAAUAACAGAUUUCCUUCCCGUUUCCAUGUAGAUCGCGACUCUACUUAUUGAG
Messenger RNA from Aspergillus sclerotioniger CBS 115572, 1178 nucleotides. RefSeq lists its product as uncharacterized. Bases 1 to 1131 code for a protein of 376 amino acids. The record is from RefSeq and is a predicted model, not a curated record. The transcript is spliced from 3 exons. Lineage: Eukaryota; Fungi; Ascomycota; Eurotiomycetes; Eurotiales; Aspergillaceae.